Molecule: messenger RNA, 3926 nt
Organism: Pseudoliparis swirei
Lineage: Eukaryota; Metazoa; Chordata; Actinopteri; Perciformes; Liparidae
Gene: vsnl1b
Product: visinin-like 1b
Exons: 4
Coding region: 1653-2228 (191 amino acids)
Molecular function (GO): calcium ion binding
Source: RefSeq, a predicted model, not a curated record
GUUAUCUCUUCUUUUUUUUUAACCUCAAUUUAAAUGGACCCAGAAUUGGAUGUGGGUCCACACAUCUGAGAAUUAUUUUGUCUGGGAGCCACAUCACCGCACGUGAUUUAACAAAAGGUGACCUAAAUCUUUGGCUCCCAAACUGGUGUCCUUCAGGAGACCUUAACUGCCUCUCAAGGGAUCAUCCUAUAACUCAGGAACAGAUUCCACUCUUUACCAUUUUAUUAGCAUCAUUAGCACCCACAUUAUAUAUAAUUCUGGUCAAAUCACACCUAACAGCAAACCUUCAGAGUCCUGUGGGCCGAUGCUGGUCUAUUUCGAGUCUCUUUGCAUGAAAAUAGUGUGGGAGUCUGGCUUGGAUGCUUUAAAUGACUACAAUAUGGUCUGCAUUGACCAUUGCUGUAGGCCUACAUGAUCCCAGGUUUGCUGUGUAACAUAAACAAUUUUUUUUUAGGAAUAUGCAACAUAUAUCAAUCAAUAGACAUACAAAUAUAUAUAAUAAUAGUUCCACAUUUUGGAGGAAAAUAAGCUAACUUCUGAAGAUUGAUACCAGAAUCAAGUUUGUCCGGUAAACAUGAAGCUAAACAUUAGCGUAGCAUAUUAGAAACAGGGGGAAACUGCAUGCCAGCCUGGCUAUGUCCAAAGGGAACACCUCUCCUCUCACCAAUACACAUAUUAUAUUGUGUUUAAUCUGCAUGAAAACCAAAAAGUAAAGACGACAAGUUGUGGUUCUACAGGAUAUACGGGACUUCUUGGCCUGGAGCCGAUACUUCCGGGAGGUUUCCGCUGGUUGCCCGACUGCUUCCAUCGAAGAUAUAUAGUCCAGUGAGUAGCAGGCUCUGUAAUUAAACCUGUGAUUUACAGUAGCCUAUAGGAUCAAUCUUUUUUUAAAGCCUUUUUCGAUCUUCACAAUGAGAAAUUAGCCUAAAUGUACAGAUAAUUGGAGACCUGCUUUAUAGAAUAAAAUGUUUAAAAAAAUUCUAAAUAAUAAAAAACAAAAUUGGACGUUUGGUCAUGUUGUCAAAAUAUUCUCGGUGACCUCAUGGCCUUUCACCCAUGUGAACGUGGAUGGGCCCCUAGCUGGUUAUCCAGCUUUUGUUUUUUAGUAAUUAAAUCCCAUUAGUAUUCACGUUUAAUCACAAUAUAAUUAAAACAGUUCAGCCUGAGGUUAAAUUAAUCUUUAAUGUUGAUGACUGUAAUUCCUGAUUAGUUCCAGUGGAUUAUUUGAUUAUAAAAAAUAAAAAUAAAAAGACUAAUUUCCUGCUGAUGGAAAUGUUCUGGCAUGCUCAUCCUCAUCACGAUGAAGGGAUCCGGUUAUAACGUGACAGAAUCCCAGCUGAAGCCAAAGCCAGCAGCAGAGCUACAGACAAUUUAUGAUCAGGCUGUGAUGCGCACGGGUGACGCCGCGCUCCUGUAGUCGCAUAACCGCAGACUGGCGUGGGAUCGGUCCCUGCUGCGCCUCAUCUGGAAUAACGUCGGGCGAAAUAAAACGAAAUUUCAUUAGGGGGUGUUUGUCAUUUUAAGGAGGCGAGCAGCGUUGAACGUAAAUCCACCCUUUUUUGGGCAAAACGUUUCCAUCGGAGAGGGAUUUAUUAUUUAUUCCGAUAGAGGAUCACCAAUUAGGCUGUAAAAAAAAAAGAAAAAAAGGAACCAUGGGAAAGCAGAACAGCAAGCUGACUCCCGAGGUGAUGGAGGAUCUGGUGAAGAACACAGAGUUUAAUGAACACGAGCUGAAGCAGUGGUACAAAGGCUUCCUGAAAGACUGCCCCACCGGCAGGCUGAACCUGGAUGAGUUCCAGCAGCUCUAUAUCAAGUUCUUCCCUUAUGGCGAUGCAUCAAAGUUUGCACAGCACGCCUUCAGAACCUUCGAUAAAAACGGAGACGGCACCAUCGAUUUCCGAGAGUUCAUCUGCGCCCUGUCCAUCACAUCCCGCGGCAGCUUUGAGCAGAAACUCAACUGGGCCUUCAACAUGUAUGACCUGGACGGGGACGGCAAAAUCACCAAAGUGGAGAUGCUGGAGAUAAUCGAGGCGAUCUACAAAAUGGUGGGCUCUGUGAUCAUGAUGAAGAUGAACGAGGACGGUAUGACACCACAGCAGAGGGUGGACAAGAUCUUCUGCAAAAUGGAUAAGAACAACGACGACCAGAUCUCAUUGGACGAGUUCAAAGAGGCGGCGAAGAGCGACCCGUCCAUCGUGCUCCUGCUGCAGUGUGACAUGCAGAAGUGAGGCCCCCCCCCCCACCCCGCUCGCUCCUCUCCCCGACAGUAACCCACACUCUGGACAGCAGCACACGUUUUAAUGUCUCAUUAGGUUCUCUGCCAUUUCCACAGGCAAAACAAACAAACAAACCAACAACAAAUCUUGGACGAUUUUUUCAAUGGACUCGCUUCUUGUGGUUGUAUGCAUGAGUAUGUCAAACGCUGAAUACUUUUGAAUAUCGCUAUACGAUAUCAUACAUUUCUAUUUACAGACACGCCAAUGUGAUUUGUGCACAGUAAGCCUCGACAUUUCCAUUCAACCGUAGCUUGUAAAUCGGUGGAGCACUGCGUUACAUCACGUUCCUGCAGUAUGUAGGAUCCCCAGUGUUCACAGCUGCCUCGACUGUACGCUUUACAUAAUAUUAACAACACAAUAACACCUAUGAUAAUUGUAACCUCUACUAUCCAGGCUUGUUGAGCUCUUGGAGAAUAGAGUGGCACCCGUCUGUUCCAGCUGUUUUCACACGAUGGAACCGAGAAAAGAGUAGGUUCUUUGCAUGCAUAUAUUACGUGUCAGAAAAAUAUAAUCUCUUACCUUUUGCAUCUUUAGGUGGUUAUAAAAGAGAAACCCUACGGACUUCAUUCAGUAUUGUUGCAUGGGAUGUACAGUGUGUGACUCAUCAGACUAUUAGUUCACCUCCAGUAAUGUGGGAGCAUGAUUCCCUCCAGUUGAUACACGUGUGUGUGCGACACUCGAGUUGUUUUCAAAAGAUAUUUGGAUUGCAGUUGUGGGCUGAUCACAGAGGAAGAGCGUUCACAUUCACAUCGUAUUAUGGUUUUGCUUCAGUUGACUUCUGGGAUGAGCAGAAAUACAUUUAUGGAGCAGCUUUCCUUUCAUAAAGUUAUUGUACUGCCGUCUAUAUAGAGGAAAGCCCAAAAUGACAGUCAUUAGGCACAGUACCCAUGCAUUAUUCCCCACAAAGAUCCACAAUUGGCUUCUCUUUCAGGCUGCUUGUUUGAUUCAGACUAAAACGACUUAACUCAGUACAUAUCAACAUGUUUACAGAAAGGAGGAGCACUGCAAAAUGAGUAGUCUCAGCUUUUGACCUUGUUGCUAGGAGCUCUCUCUCUGGGCCGGGGGACCCUGUGAGAGGUGCUCCACUUCCAACGCAGCAAAGAAAUAGAAAAAAGGAAGGAGGGGGGAAAAAGCCUCUUAUAUGUUUACUGGACACACUGCAUUCCUACUUAUACAACUUUUUAUUGAAAGAUCUCAUCUUCUAUUCCGUUUGCAACGAUCAUUAAAAGACGCAGGCCCCUCAAGAGAGGCGCUCGAUGAAGCUUUUGAAAGAGUGUUUCAGCGUGAGACGAAAAAUCGGGUUCAAGUUAUCGAAGGGAUUCUCUUUCAACAGUUUCACUUCCAACAUUUCUAGGCUGUGCGAGCAGCUCGUACUCCACUUACAGGAGUGGAGGUCACAGAAGCUUUUCACUGUUCCGUCUCUCGCAUAAAGUGAAAACCACCCUCACAUUAUUAAAGUCUAUAUUAUUUAUACAUUUCAGUUCGGUACCUAUGUCAGAUUCUUUGUCUCCUAAAUGUUUAUAUCAAAUAUGGGAACCUCAUGAUACAAGUGACUGUAUUCUUUUAUACACGUGGCAUGUGUUGCACCCCAAAAAAUUAUUCUGUAGUGAUUAAAAUGAAUAAACCGUCACCAGGCGUUUUCAAAUGACA